GGCCUUACAAAAACGAGUCAGGAUAUCGGCCUCAACACACUCACACUCGCUCCUCCUUCCGUCUUUUUUAAGCUUUUUUGUCGUUUUUUUCCUUCUCGAGGAGUUCCUUUCGCCUCAGGAUGGUUGGCACACGGGUGUACGUGGGAGGCCUGAGCUACCGUGUGGGCGAGAGGGAUCUAGAGAGAUUCUUCAGGGGUUUCGGGCGGCUCAGGGACAUUGUCAUCAAGAAUGGCUUUGCAUUUGUGGAAUUCGAUGACUACAGGGAUGCUGACGAUGCAGUAUAUGAGAUGAACGGCAAAGACCUGAUGGGAGAGAGACGCCAGGGGAAGGAGGAAGAAGGAAGGAGGUCCCGGCGUGCAGGAGAGAUGUUGGGGAGCCCUCGUCUGAGCCGGGACUUUGUCUUGCUUUGCAGGGUCCUGGUGGAGUUUGCCCGCGGGACCAGGUCAGCUGGCGGGGGCAGCUUCUAUACGGGCACAUUUUCCCGCAGGACUCGCGCUCCAUGGAUGGAAAAAGUGAUGGUGGAGAAGGCGCGCGCAUCCCCCCGGGUGCGAUGGCCGCGUGGUGGCGGUGGCGGGGGUGGGCAGCACCAAAACAGACCGCAGCAAUUCAGGUAUGGGCUGCCGACACGAACAGACUACAGGCUAGUCGUUGAGAACCUGUCGAGCCGUGUGUCCUGGCAGGACCUUAAAGACUUCAUGCGACAGGCCGGGGAAGUCACGUAUGCAGAUGCGCACAAACACCGCAGAAAUGAAGGGGUUGUGGAAUUUGCCACAUAUGCUGACAUGAAGGGAGCUCUGGAGAAACUGGAUGGCAAAGAACUCCAUGGCAGGCGUAUCCGCCUCAUCAAUGACUACAACUCUCGGCGGUCGCGCAGGUCCCACUCACGCUCCUCUUCCAGAUCACGCUCCAGGUCUCGCUCACGUUCUAGGUCAAGGUCAAGAAGCCAUUCCAGAUCACGUUCUCAUUCACGCUCAAAGUCGCAUUCACCUUCACGUUCAAGGUCCCGCUCAAGAGACAAGCGUAACAGGAAGUCCCACUCCAAGUCUCGAUCCAAGUCACAUUCCCGAUCCAAGUCCAGAUCAAGAUCGCAGUCUAGGUCGCGAUCCAGGUCACGUUCAAGGUCACCCACUAGAUCCAGAUCCAGGUCCAGGUCUCGUUCACACUCCAAGGAAAAGUCAAAGUCCAGGUCUCAGUCACGGCACCGCAGUAAAUCCCCCAGCAAAGCAGAGUCAAUGAGCCGCUCCCUCUCUAACAGCCCAAGAGAGGAGGAAGCAAUGGAUGAACACUGAGAAACAGCAGAGCGGGCUAGUUGAAUGUUCUGAUCUAUUUUUACUACACCAUACACAGCAAGAAUUUCUGAGCUGUCUUGUAGGGGUGGAAGGUGUAGGGAGGGAGGAGUUUCAAGUGGUACGCAAAGUGAUGCUUGGCUGAAAUAAGAGUCUACGACAUCAGCUGUGUUUUUGAGAGGAUAGCAGAAGGUUUUCCCUAUUUUUGGGUAAAUUGUCCUGUAAGGGGCAUGCAUUUCAAAAAUGAUAAUGACAAGUAAUAGAUAAAAUAACAAGUAAAUGCGAAUAAUUAGCAUUGGUGCCAUGUCAUGUAUUUAUACUUAGUUUGUAUUUUGGGUUGUUAACUGUUAUGCAGUGAGUGUUUUUCUUUUUCUUUUGUUGCCUUACUCUUUAUUGAUUUUUUUUUUAAUACAUUUUUGUGCUGUAAUUACUGAAAGGGAGAGUUUACAGUGAUAUAAGGAGCUAAAAUGUGAAAACAUCAAAAUGAUAAUUACUCAAGUGAACACUAGUACCUGAACUUUACUAUUUAGUGUCAAACUUCCUCACUCACAAAGAGGAAACUAUCCAAUAUCUGCCUGUGAUGUGAGAAAGGGAUGCAGGUUACAGCUAUUGUGUUGUGAUUACUUAAUGAGCUAUAUUUGUUAUUAGUGCAUUUUUGUUUCUUUUUUUAUUCUUUCUUUUUUUCAUCUUCAUUUUUCCCUGCUUUUCCUCUCUUUUUGGUGUGGGAGUGAGGGGAAAAGGAGAAUAUUGCAUUAUUUUGUACAUGAUUUCUGUUGUAUCACAUCUUUCAAUACCACUUAUAAUGACUCAGUGAACAGCUGUUUUUACUACAUUGGGCAGCUGUCUAUUAUUGCAUUAGGCAAAUAUAGGUGAGAAAAUAGCUAUGGAAAGUGGUUUCUUUCCAUGCACAAAGGAAUUGAGUGGUUAAAGGUUGUAAUGUACAGUUUUACCUGAAUGAUUGGGCUAGGUAUGUGUGUGUGCUUUUGAAGUUAUGUCGUGUUCUUCACGGAUUUGAAUUUUUAUACUUAGGGAUAAGUAGGUCAGCUUAUACAUAUAUUUCUCUCCUCUUCUCUCUCAGCCUUUCUUUUCCUUUCUUCCCCCUUUCUUUUCUCUUUCCUUUCCUUUUUCUCUCUCUUUUUUCUUUUCUCUCUCCUUUUUCUCUUUCU
Molecule: messenger RNA, 2452 nt
Organism: Penaeus vannamei (Pacific white shrimp)
Lineage: Eukaryota; Metazoa; Arthropoda; Malacostraca; Decapoda; Penaeidae
Product: serine-arginine protein 55
Cellular component (GO): nucleus; cytoplasm
Molecular function (GO): mRNA binding
Source: RefSeq, a predicted model, not a curated record